ACAGCAAACAACAAUAUCAUUAUGCUAUGUUUUCCCUCAACCAUGCUGAGGACAGUGGACAAAUGUCUUUUAUAACCAUAAGGGGUGGCAAAAUGAUAUACUAUAUAACAAUAAAUGUAAGAAAAAGGGAGUCUGCAAUGUUUAUUGUAAUAACCUUUUGACGUUGACACUUGACACAUGCAGGUUUUAUAGUGUCCGUCCAGCACUACUCAAAAACAGAAAAAGGGAUUGUUAAUUGACACAGUGGCUGUAGGAGUCAUUCAUAGAAAAUGGCUGUACAUGUGAGUCUUCAGGUGGGCAUGCAAUGUGUCUGGGUGGAUUGGGGUUUGGCCAUGACUGUCUGCAUAUAAGCUCAGGAAGAGGUAAGGCUCAGGCCUGCAUCUGCUGGGUCUGUCUAUGGCUCUGGCAUGAGUCAACAAAACACCAACACUUCUGGGUGAGGGAUUAUCCAAACAUUAGAACUGAAACCAAUACCUUGUGCAACAUAGGGCAACACACAACACAGGGAUGCAUGAUAAGUAUGCAUGAUUUACAUAGCCUAUACAAGGCUGAUGGGUUAAACCACUGUAUGACAUGAAUUUUGGAAAUUAUUUGAAUUGAGUUGUAUGUGCCAACCAAUAAUUAAUGACGUUUUAAAUGGGACACAUAAUCCUUUUGAAUAUUAAUUUAACUUGUAUUAUAAUUUGUCAUUAAACGUGUCUCUGCUGAACUCUAACUGUAUACUGAGUUGUUAGUAUAGGCUAUUAUUGCACCAGUCCAGUCCAUACAGUUGAGGCUUUUCCUUUGCAAAAACGUGACUCACAUUCUGCGACUGUCGCUGGCGCAGGAAGAGCAGUGGCUGAGACUUAGUGCCACCUCACGCCCGGGGAGCUUCCCAGUCAGCAUGUGUUUGUAAACACAGAUCUGACUUCAGAUUGUUGUGUCACGAGACUGCGGAUUUGGUUCGGGCAGUAACCGUGUCAGGAGACCAUGCAUGUGAGGCAGCGGUCAGGUGUUGUGCUGUUAGCUGACGCUGGGCACGGUGCCAGGGAAUCGAGGCUAUUAUUGGAGCGGAGGAAGCAGCAGACCCCGCAGACACGAGUCAUCCUCUAUGCAGGGUCCUCUGGCAGCUCCAGUCCCAGCCCCGGCAGCCCUGGCAGCCCCUCCAGUGGGUACCAGACACAGUCACCUUCUUCACACUCCCAGCCCUCAUCACCAGAGGAGGGUGCCUUCACAGAGAUUGGGGCGUUGAAAUGUAGGGCAGCUGGGUGCACCACAUCAUCCUCCAAACUGAUAUUUCAGUUCCCAGAGGUCUACAGUGCACCCCCAGUGGCAGCCACUCCACAGCAUACCUAUGCACACCCCAUUGCAGGAAAGAGGCCAUGCGGGUUCACAGGAACUUUCACAAAGACCGGUGGAAUGGUCCUGCUUUGCAAAGUCUGUGGGGACAUUGCAUCUGGUUUCCACUAUGGAGUGCAUGCAUGUGAGGGUUGCAAGGGUUUUUUCCGUCGCAGCAUCCAGCAGAACAUCAACUACAAGAUGUGUGUGAAGAAUGAGAACUGUCUAAUCAUGCGCAUGAACCGCAACCGGUGCCAGCACUGCCGCUUCAAGAAAUGCCUCUCUGUUGGCAUGUCAAGAGAUGCUGUGCGUUUUGGCCGCAUCCCCAAGAGAGAAAAGCAGCGACUUCUGGAUGAGAUGCAGAGCUACAUGAACAGCCUAAAUGAGUCAGCUGCCGUGGACGUGGACUCACCCUCAGCGAGGAACACUCCCAGCACCCCAGAAGAUGGCAACUCAAAAGAGGCCAUUGGCGCCAUCUCCAGAGCCUACCGUGACAUCUUCACUAGCAGCAACAGCCAAGGGAGAGCAGCCGAGAGGGCUAACAUCACCACCAACAAUAACACGUCUACCUUUUCUCAGGAUGCCAGUUUUACCCAAGUCUCCUCUCUCCCCACCUCCGCCCAAAGUUAUCAGUCUUGCCCUGUUGCGGCUGCCACUCUAUGCCCAGCUACCCCUAACGACAAACAACCUACGUUUCACAAUGUGGACAACAAUCGUUACACCUACUUAGUGUCAACAAAUCAGAAUCAUGAUCAGUCUAACAGUACAACCUCUCAAAGGGGCAGCUCUGCCAAUAAUAACAGUUUUCACAAUGCAGGAAGUACCCAAAAUCAGCCCUCCUGCCCAUGGAAAUUAGCUUCAGGAGCUAAAGUGCUGGCCUGUCCUCUCAAUGCGUGGCCUGUGUCAGGGGCAGAGCGCACGAGUCAGGAGAUAUGGGAAUCCUUCUCACAGUGUUUCACUCCUGCUGUCAAGGAAGUGGUAGAGUUUGCCAAGGGCAUCCCAGGAUUUCAAGAGCUUAGCCAACAAGACCAGGUCAUGUUGCUCAAAUCAGGCACCUUCCAGGUUCUGAUGGUGAGGUUCUGCACCUUGUUCAAUGCUGAGGAGCGUACAGUGACCUUCCUGAAUGGCCAAACUUACCCCCUGUCCACCCUGCAAGCUUUGGGCAUGGGCUCUCUGCUGGACGCGAUGUUUGAGUUCAGUGAGAAGUUGAGCUCCCUGGGGCUAGAGCCUGAUGAAAUGGCACUCUUUAUGGCUGUGGUUCUAGUCUCUGCAGAUGGUUCUGGCAUCUCUAACAUGCGGGCUGUGGAGCAGCUACAAGAGGGUCUGAUCCGUGCCCUACGGUCACUGAUUACUCGCCGUCGCCCAGAUGACAGCACCCUCUUCCCCAAACUCCUCCUGCGCCUGCCAGACCUGUGCACCCUCAACAACAUGCACUCCGACAAACUGUUGGCCUUUCGCAUUGACCCUUGAGCAGGCCGCUUGUUCACAGGGACACAAACUGUUUUACAGAAUACGGGGUCCACCACACACACGUGCACUGAUUUUAUCUACUAAGGACAGGACUUCCUUGAAAAUUGAGAAACAAGGAAUUGUGCAAUCUAAGGGGUGGUUUUCAAAAGGAUAAAUGAGGGCAGUAGCGGACAUAUAUUUGACUCACUAUUGAUCUUAAUGCUAUGUUUUGGGACAAAUAACACACAAACUCAUGUAUACACAUAAACCUCAACAACUCUUGAGACAUUAUUCCAGUAUUAUCAUAUAGAUUUAGUAUUACCAUUCUGGACAAAUCAUGUGUGCACUUUCUCAUUAUAUCAAGUGUACUUAAGAAUAAAAGCCAGUUCACUUCUGUGUAUUCCUUAAGACGUACAAUAUCGACAGGCCAUCACUAAGCAGCUGCUGAAAGACAUUGUUACUUAGGGACCAUUAUUGGUGAUUGACUAUGUCAGUAUGUGUUCAAGAGAAAGGGAACCUGUAUAAUAAUACAUAGCGAAAUCUGAAAUAUUAAGGCAAUUGUGUAUCACUGUUUCACAAACAUACCAUCUGCAUUAGUACUAGAAAGAGACCAGUAUUUUAAUGUGUCACUUGUACACAAGGGGAUGCAUUCUGUCUCAUACGAUUUUUGACUAAUCUUCCAGAAAACAUUUGGCACACCUUGGGUUUAAAUAUGCCAACUUCAUAAGUCAAUGGCAUUUUGUAUUAUUUCACAAAAAUAGUGUGUCUGCGUCACUAUAUUGUAUAACAACGACUGAUGGAGGAGCCCCAUGCAUGUUGGGUUUAUUAAUUACUCUAUUUUUUUUGUUGCUGUAAAUAUUAUGUUACCCUAUGUCUGUGUAUCAAUGACUGAAUUGAUGUGAUGGAUUGGACAGAUGAGUUCGGUAUAAAGAAGAAUGUACUGACCUUGGUGGGGGUUUGACCAUGCCAAGGGGGCUUUGCACAGGAGAAUAUUUAGUAGGGAUUCUCUGAUGGCUUCAACACACUUCCUGUUAUCAGAUGAUGUAACCAACCAGCAUAAUCCCUGAAAUCACCAGCACUCACUCCACAUGCACCCAGCUUUCUCUGCCCCCAAUGUUUGUCAUACAAACACAAGAGAUAUUUUUGGGUGAGAGAUAUUAUUUGAUGGGUCUUCUCACUGUUUGCUUGUUUGAUUAAUGCUGACUGAGCAUCUUGUACAUUUUGUAAAUAUUUCUUCCUAAAUAGAAAUUAUAUAAUGAUAUAAAGUUUGAAUUAUGUAUUAU
Messenger RNA from Sander lucioperca (pikeperch), 4049 nucleotides. RefSeq names its product nuclear receptor subfamily 1, group D, member 4a (gene nr1d4a). Gene Ontology annotation, biological process: positive regulation of transcription by RNA polymerase II; hormone-mediated signaling pathway; negative regulation of transcription by RNA polymerase II. Bases 970 to 2787 code for a protein of 605 amino acids. The record is from RefSeq and is a predicted model, not a curated record. The transcript is spliced from 8 exons. NCBI's taxonomy places the organism in Eukaryota, Metazoa, Chordata, Actinopteri, Perciformes, Percidae. Gene Ontology annotation, molecular function: zinc ion binding; RNA polymerase II cis-regulatory region sequence-specific DNA binding; nuclear receptor activity.